Pygocentrus nattereri (red-bellied piranha) is the source of this 8472-nucleotide messenger RNA. RefSeq names its product tenascin. The transcript has 18 exons. The record is from RefSeq and is a predicted model, not a curated record. Bases 263 to 7795 code for a protein of 2510 amino acids. NCBI's taxonomy places the organism in Eukaryota, Metazoa, Chordata, Actinopteri, Characiformes, Serrasalmidae. Gene Ontology annotation, molecular function: protein binding.
GAGAUAGACUAGGAGAGGAAAAGAGACAAGGCCUUAAGUGACCAACAGAGAGCUGACCUAGAGGAUCAAAGUACCAAGACUCUUCAGGCUACGAUGUGGCUUUAAGAGGAGAGGGGGAUCAGGUGGUCGAUCUGCUGAGCACAGAAGAGCGAAGAGCAAUAAAGCAAGACAGUGAAGAGUCGUCAGUUUGGGGAUAAGGUUUCACAGACAAAUCCAAACCCCUGCCUCCUGGAGUCUUGAGGCAAUCACAAUAAAAGGAAAAAUGCCAUUUUUCUUCCACCUCAUUCUCUUCCUUCUCCCAAGCCCCGCCCUUUUAUCCCAAGAUGCCGCUCUUCUCUCUGUGUCUCAGCGUAUCACCAGGGACACCAAACCCCAGCCAAUUAAAGUGAUGAUUUCUGAGCCGUGCCUGCAGGGCAGUGAACCCUGUGAGCCCAGUGAGGCUAAAGGGAAAGAGGUGGAGCUGGAGCCAGGAGCUCCCCUGGUUCUGACUCACCGGAUCCGCCUAAUGCAGGGCUCUGGUGGCUGCGAAGCUGAUAUUGGUGCACUUCGGGCACGCAUCGAGAGGCUUGAGAAGGAGGUGUCUGAGCUGAGGGAGAAAUGUGGUGGGCCGGAGGGGGGCUGCUGCACCUCCCAGCAGAGUAAAGGAGCAGGCUGCACCACUGUGCGUCCACCAACAGAUGAGUGUCCAGAUGACUGCAGUGACCAGGGCCGCUGCGUGGAUGGGCAGUGUGAAUGUUUCCCAGGAUUUAGUGGGCCGGACUGCAGCAAGUCCAACUGCCCUGGCAACUGCAGCAACAAGGGAAAGUGUGUGAACGGUCAGUGUGUGUGUGACCCUGGUUUCACUGGUCCAGACUGCUCCCAGGGCGCAUGUCCCAAUAACUGCAACAACCACGGUCGCUGUGUGAACGGUCAGUGUGUAUGUGACCCCGGCUUCUCUGGUCCGACCUGCUCUGCUAAAGCUUGUCCCAAAAACUGCAGCAACCGUGGAAGGUGUGUAAACGGGAAGUGCGUGUGUGAUUUCGGUUUUACCGGUCCAGACUGCUCAGCUCGGACCUGUCCUGGAAACUGCAGCAACAGAGGCAGGUGUGUGAAUGGGAAGUGUGUGUGUGAAUCCGGCUUCACUGGUCUGGAUUGUUCUGAAAGGUCCUGCCCGAGGAACUGCAACAAAAAAGGCAGAUGUGUGAAUGGACAGUGUGUCUGCGAUGCCGGGUUUUCCGGUCCAGACUGCUCUGUCAAGACAUGUCCUGCAAGCUGUAAUGAGCGGGGAAGGUGUGUGAAUGGGAAGUGCAUCUGUGAAUCAGGAUUUGCUGGUCCCGACUGUUCCAAAAGGACCUGCCCCAAAAACUGCAACAACAGAGGCAGGUGUGUCAAUGGACAGUGUGUUUGUGAUGAAGGAUUCUCCGGUCCGGACUGUUCCAUUAAAACGUGCCCAGCCAACUGCAACAACAGAGGCAGGUGUGUCAAUGGACAGUGUGUUUGUGAUGAAGGAUUCUCCGGUCUGGACUGUUCCAUUAAAACGUGCCCAGCCAACUGCAACAACAGAGGCAGGUGUGUCAAUGGACAGUGUGUUUGUGAUGAAGGAUUCUCCGGUCCGGACUGUUCCAUUAAAACGUGCCCAGCCAACUGCAACAACAGAGGCAGGUGUGUCAAUGGACAGUGUGUUUGUGAUGAAGGAUUCUCCGGUCCGGACUGUUCCAUUAAAACGUGCCCAGCCAACUGCAACAACAGAGGCAGGUGUGUCAAUGGACAGUGUGUUUGUGAGGAAGGAUUCUCCGGUCCAGACUGUUCCAUUAAAACAUGUCCAGCCAAUUGCAACAAUCAUGGAAAGUGUGUGAAUGGCAAGUGUGUGUGUGACUCAGGUUUUGCUGGUCCGGAUUGUUCCACCAAAUCCUGCCCCAACGAUUGUAGUGACCGAGGCCAGUGUGUGGACGGCCAGUGUGUUUGUGAGGCAGGUUUCACUGGCCCAGACUGUUCUACCAAGUCCUGUCCCAACAACUGCAGCAAUAAAGGCAGAUGUGUGAACGGCAAGUGUGUAUGUGAUGUGGGAUUCACUGGACAGGACUGCUCCACCAAGUCCUGCCCCAACAACUGCAGCAACCGUGGCCGGUGUGUAAAGGGCAGAUGUGUUUGUCAGCGUGGAUUUGCCUUGCCAGACUGCAGCGAGUGCACAGCCUGGUUCACAGGACCUGACUGUGAAACGGCAAUGGCUGCUGUUUCCCAUCUUAGUUUAAGGGACAUCACUGAGUCUUCGGUCACUCUGUUCUGGACUCCACCUCCUGUGCAGUAUGAUACUUAUCACAUCACCUUCACCAGUAAGAAAGAGAGUGACCAGAAGAUCACAUCUAAAGUGAGUGGCACACUGACCACCUACACCCAGGUCGGCCUGGCUGCGGGACAGCAAUACACAGUGACCAUUGUCGGAGAGAAGGAUGGCAAGACAGGAGCGGAGAGCAUGGCAGAGUUCCAAACCUUGAUCUCCGGCCCCACAGACCUUGAAGUUGUGAAAAGAAGCACAACAUCUGUUAUUGUCCAAUGGGAGCAAGCACUGGGGGAGAUAGACCGAUACAUCCUCUUCAUAUCACCCAAUCAGACGGAUGGAUCAGGCAGGGGAAGUCAAGAGAUGAAGCUACCACCUGAGAGAGACUCUGCCCAAAUUGAUGGUCUGGAACCUGGUCGUUUGUAUGACAUCUCCCUGGUUGCAGAAAAGGAUGGUGCACGGAGCCUGCCAGCAACUGUGCAGGCAACUCCUGGAUUUCCCACGAUGACCAUGGAAACUGUGGCCACGCAGACAGCAUUGGAAAAUAGUGAUAGCAGUGAUAACAAGACUGAUGAAACAAGACCAGGAAGGACAGCUCUUUUCUUGAGAAACCAAGGACUGGGUGAAAAGGAACAGAAGAAGCCUCCUGGAGCUCAGGAUCCAGGAACCUUUGAGGAUAUCAGUACUCCCAGAGUAAAUAUGUCCACUCACCCAGGACAAAGUAGGCCAACAUCUAAAGUCAAGGAAAAUCGCUUCUUUAGACCUGGCAGCAGACCAGAUGCAAUGCGACGACCAAAUGGUGGGAUGAUCCCAUUCAAUCGCACAAAUAUAGUCAAAGGAGGGGGAAGAAUAGGUCCCUAUCCUUUGAAAAAGCCAACAGGACGGAAUCCAUUUCAGGGGAUAAGAGCAAAGAAACCAAGUGUAGAGCCUGGACUAAAGCGCCCCACUUCCAAAUACAGCAAAAUACCAAUGGCUGGGAAUGACACCAGUCAGUAUUCUCUCUUACAGUACCAGCCAAUCAUCAGCAGUGCCAAAAAAGUUGUAGAUUCAGCGAGGGUUCCAGAGCCUUUUCAGAAUGUCACUGACUCAAGUGAACAGCUGCUGGAACCAACAAUUACAACUGAAAGGAACCUCACGGCCCAUAUCAACGGGACAAAAUGUGUAAGAAAAGUCUUGGUAGGGCACAAGAAGAUACACUUUAAUGGAACAUCAAAUGGAAAAGGGAUAAAAAAUAUGACAGUCAUAGUUGGUCACAUCAAUGGAAAUGACAUCUUACAUAAAAUAAUCACAAGCAGGUCUGAGGGCUUUGCCAAUGAUGUUAUACCAUCAGCUGAAAAUGGAGCUAAGCUUCAAGGCGAAAGUGAACGAAAGCCAAUUACGGAUGUACAAAGACCAGAAAAGACAGACGUCCCAGGUGAAGUUUUGGAGGAAACUGGUGCAACAAGUGUAACUUUACAGUCAAAAAGCUAUAGACCAGUAACAUUUUCAGAGAACCUUAUGAGGUUAAGCACAGAAGAAGCAGAGGUUGGGAUAAUACCUCCACUCAGCUCUACAUAUUCCACAGCACAACCCUCACUUCCUCAGACUAUUGCUACUCCCCAGCCUGUUCUGUUGCCAUCUAAAACACAAACCAGACGCUCAAAUAAAACUCAGUUAUUAAUAGACAAACACCCUAUUAGAAGCUCCAUCAAGAUGCCUCCAUCAUCCAGAAGAUUUCCAACUAGACCAAAAACAUCUGGCUUGACCUCAGGAACAAAAAGUGGACCAAUUUCUUCUGAAACUCCUUCUAAGAUAUUUAAAGAAAGACAUUCAGUUAGAAACAGUCACUAUGCUCCAUCGUCUCAACAAUUACCACUGGAACAAGAAACCUCAGAAAGAGCAGCAAUAGCCUCCAGAGAAACUGAGCCUGAUGGACAAGGUUUGCUAGCUGAAUCUCUCCAAGGACACAUCUCUGCUUCUUCAUUAACCAAAUUACCAGUGACACAGAGCAGCAAAGGCACAAGAAGUGAAGGAGGCAUAUUUAACUCUGAGCAGAAAAAGGCAAAAAAUGGAACUAUACCACCAUUUCCACGAACACCACUAAGAGGUACACCCUCCCGCAAAACAAACAUUGGUCCAUUCCAAAACCGGACUAGGCCGAUUCUGAAGCCUCUUCGGCACACUUUCAGGAGUCUACUACCAGGAUCAACUCUGCCGAGAGUCCCAAACAGAGACAUCACUGUUAGUAGGCAACCUAUGCCUACUAACCAAGCAGAACGUAAAAUCAAGAGCAUCAGUCAUAAUGGCUUGAGUCCGAAACGUACACUACCAUUCACAUAUAAAAAUGGUCAAGUCAGCAGAUUUCCACCAAACCUUCACAGAAAAAUAAAGUCAAAUACCAGCAUUAUUCAUAAUGGCCCACAUGACAGUAAGCAUGAAACAAGAGACAAUGUUCGUUUCUCAUCACAAGAUGCAAGCCUAGAACCUCAAACUAAUCUUCCAGCAGACAAAGGUGCAAGCCAAGAACGUCAAACUGAUCUCCCAGUAGACAAAGAUGCAAGCCAAGAACCUCAAACUGAUCUCCCAGUAGACAAAGAUGCAAGCAAAGAAGCUAAAACUGAUCUCUCAGCAGACAAAGUCACUCUUACAACAGACAAGCCUGCAACUAAUGAUCCACUUCAAAAUGUUGCUAGAGAUUUACAAGAUAAAACUGAAGACAUCCUGCCUAAAAUCACAAACAUCACAGAUAAGCAAAAAACUUCUAAUGACCAAGUAAAACCUGCAACCAUUAGCAGCCGGCAAUACGGCUCAAAUGUUAACUUUAGACAAACUGUUGGAGUUGAAAAUAAAAGAGGACCUGUCUUUAGACGCCCACCAAAACAAACAGUAAUCAAGCCAAAGACUUCAAUUAUUCAUGGUGUCCCAAAAGAGAAUAAAGACUCCAAAACUGAGAAAGGCUCCAAAGCUGAUCUUUUAAUGGACAAAGAUACAAGAAAAGACUCUGAAAUUGGUCCCUCAACAGACAAACAUACAAGCAAAGAAUCUAAAAUUGGUGUCCCAGUAGACAAAGAAAAUAAAUAUUCCAAAGUUACUCAACACAUGACAGAAAUGCCUGCAGUCAGAACUAAGGAUACAUUUCAAGGUGUUGCCAGAUAUUCAGAGGAUAGAAUUGAUCAUGUCCUGCCUACAGUUACAAAACAAAACAUCAGAGCUACACAAAUGGUUCCUCAUGACCAAGUGAAACCUGAAACCAUCACCAGCAGCAAAAAUGGUUCAAAUCUCAACCUUAGACCAACAUCCACAGUUAGAGGGAAAAACAUCAGACUUCAACCAAAACAUACUCAACUGAAGCCAAAGGCUAUAAUUAUUCACGGUGAAUCAAAAGGCAGUAAAGGAUUGAAUGUUGAAAAAGGUUUCAAAGCUGGUCUUUUAGUGGACAGUAAUGCUAGAAAAGACCCUAAACUUGGUCUUUCACAAGACAAAGAUACCAGGGAAGAAUCCAAAGAUAUAAAGAACAAAGAAUCUGAGGUUGCUCUUCCAACAGACAAGACACCAGGCAAAUUUAAAGGAACCUUCUUAUUUUCUGAGGGUUCAGAUGAUGGCAUUGAUCAUGUUGGACUUCAGAAUUUAACAUCAAAAGGAUUUAUCAUAAUCUGGGGAGCACCAAAGGGACUGUUUCAAAACUUCAUAAUAAGUGUGAGCGAGCAUGGAAGAGGAACAGCAGGGCAGGCUGAGCAGGAAAAUAAGGAGGAACAGGACCACAAACAGGACGAGAGUGAUGAAGAGAAAGAAGUGGGUGAUGAUAGGAGCCAGGAAGAGGGAGAUGAGAGGAAAGAUGAAAAAAAGGGCAGCAUGAACAAAGAAAGAACAAACGUGCUUGCUGGUGGACCUGAUUCCUACACCGUGAGAAGGAACAGCAGUGAUGGUGGAGUUGUAAUGAAAUUCACCAAGGUGCUCCCUGGUUCUGCUCGCUCAUACCCAGUCACAGACCUUACCCCACAGACUGGCUACUCGGUGUCCCUUUAUGGAAAGGGUCCUGGAUUACGUUCCAAUAUUCACAACUUCAUCAUCAGUACAGGCCCUGAGCCUCCCUCUAACCUCGCCUUCAGUGAGGUGACUGAAAGCUCCCUCACCGUGUCCUGGACCAGACCCAAGAGCCAAGUGUCUGGGUUUAAAGUCACAUACACACAAAAACAGGAUGGAGAGCCUGUUUCUGUGACAGUGGACUCUACAGACUCGAGUCUGGCUCUUUCGAGGCUUUCUCCUGGCUCUUCUUACGAGGUCAGCGUGAUAUCCGUGCUUGGACUGGACGAGAGUGACUCAAUCAGUGACAUAGCGCUGACACUACCUGACCCUCCAACUGACCUCAGGGCCAUAAAUGUCACUGAUACGAAGGCCCUGUUGCUAUGGAGGCCAGCCCUGGCAACCGUCGACCAAUACGUCAUCGUCUACGGCUCUGAGGAAGUCCCUGGCUCUGAGUUGAAGAUCAAAGUGUCCGGUAACGCAGUGGAGCAGCAGCUUCAGGCUCUGCGAGCAUCUACAAAAUACACAGUCACCAUCGUCAGCCAGCUGGGAGACCGCAAGAGCUCAGGAACCACCACCAUCUUCACUUCCAGUGGAAGAGGGGAGGGGCCUCGCGACCUGACAGCCAGCCAGGUGACCCCACGGACAGCCGUGUUGUCAUGGAAACCACCUGCUUCAGCAGUGUCACGCUACAAGCUGACGUACUUCACAGAGGGCCGGGAGACUAAAGAAGUGAUCCUUGACCAUCACGUCACUGAGUACAAGCUGACCGGACUGCACCCCUCGUCCACCUACACAGCCCGACUGCAGGGCCAGAGAGGAGGAAUCUACAUGGCAGCCAUCUCAACAGAGUUCACCACAGGUUCCCUGCUGUUCCCAUUCCCCUCUGAUUGCUCUCAGCAGCUGCAGAACGGGAUGCGAGUGUCAGGUGUGAUGGAGCUUUUCCCAGGAGGAAAAGAGGGCAAACCGGUCAGAGUUUACUGCGAUAUGAAGACUGAUGGAGGAGGCUGGACGGUCUUCCAGAGAAGAAAAGAUGGGAAAACAGACUUCUUCAGGGGCUGGCACGAGUACAUUAAGGGCUUUGGAGAGCUGGAUGGAGAAUUUUGGCUUGGAAAUGAACUGCUCCACAAUCUGACCAAGCUGACCCCCAUGACUCUGAGAGUGGACCUGAGGUCAGGAGAUGAAUCUGUCUACGCGCUGUACUCCACUUUCUCGGUGGACUCGAUGAAAAGACGCUACACGAUCCGGGUGUCUGGCUAUUCGGGCACAGCAGGUGAUUCUAUGACGUACCACGACAGACGGCCGUUCUCCACGCGGGACCGUGACCCCCAGCCCUUCAUCACCCGCUGUGCCAUGUCCUACAGGGGUGGCUGGUGGUACAAGAACUGCCAUGAGGCCAACCUAAACGGCCUCUACAACACUCACACUAACCACCAGGGUGUCAUUUGGACCGCGUGGAAGGGGAAGGACUUCUCCAUUCCUUUCACUGAGAUGAAGUUCCGCCCAGCCUCGUUCGACCCUCGAACGCAAGGAUAGACAGAACGAGAGGAAAAGAGAAAAGAGGACAGCGGAGAAGAACAAGAUAUUCGGAAUUCACACACACGCAGAAUUCACACACACUCAUACAGAUAUGUACAGUACAAACAUACAGUCAUUAGUAAGCAUCGUGUAACCCACGGCAUCUUGGAAAUCUUGCCCCCCCCCCCCCCCCACUCCCACACACACACACACACACACACACACACGGUUCUCGCUGUGCAUAAAGGACAUUUAUCAGUAUAUUAUAUUGUACAGUUUUCUGGAUUCUCUGUAUGUAACGUCUCUCUGUACUCUGUGCAGUUGUGGUAUGUAUGAAUAUUAUGCACUGUCUCCCUCACUAUGAAGCUACACCACAACUGAGCACGUGUGCUCCAGAUAUAUAUAUAUGUAUAUGUAUAUGUAUAUAUAUAUAUAUAUAUCUGAAUGUACUCGACCUGUAUUUGAGCAUUCUGGUGUUUCUGUUAUGUUUCUGUUUGAGUUUUAUGUUCUCUGGCACCAGCAUGAGCAGGUCUAGGCCAGAAAAUAUGGUUAAAUCAUCCCCCAACUGGAGGCCUGGUGAUAUACAUACAGUACUGUGUGAAAGUUUUAGGCGUCUAAGCAAUUCUUUAAACAGGUGACCUCAGCAGUGAGUUUAUCACAAUACACAUUAGAAUAAAGUCGUAUUCAUAAUUCAA